Molecule: messenger RNA, 4467 nt
Organism: Stegostoma tigrinum
Lineage: Eukaryota; Metazoa; Chordata; Chondrichthyes; Orectolobiformes; Stegostomatidae
Gene: atxn3
Product: ataxin 3
Exons: 11
Coding region: 45-1127 (360 amino acids)
Biological process (GO): protein deubiquitination
Cellular component (GO): nucleus
Molecular function (GO): cysteine-type deubiquitinase activity
Source: RefSeq, a predicted model, not a curated record
GUGGGUGUAGUCACGCCGCACAGGAUGAUGGUUCAUCGUCCAUCAUGGAGGCGAUAUUUCACGAGAAACAAGAAGGAUCCCUCUGCGCUCAGCAUUGCCUCAACAAUUUGUUGCAGGGAGAGUACUUCAGCCCUAUAGACCUCUCUACAAUUGCACAACAGUUGGAUGAAGAAGAGCGAGAAAGAAUGGCAGAGGGAGGAACUGCCACAGAAGAAUACAGAAUAUUUUUACAGCAACCUUCAGGGAACAUGGAUGAUAGUGGAUUCUUUUCUAUUCAAGUGAUUAGUACUGCCUUGAGUGUAUGGGGUUUAGAGAUUACCCUCUUCAACAGUCCAGAAUAUCAACGAUUAAGGAUUGAUCCAGUAAUUGAAAGAGCAUUUAUUUGCAACUACAAAGAACAUUGGUUUACAGUACGAAAAAUAGGAAAGCAGUGGUUUAACCUAAAUUCUUUAUUGACGGGACCAGAGUUGAUCUCCGACACUUACCUUGCCCUCUUCUUGGCACAGUUACAACAAGAAGGUUACUCGAUAUUUGUAGUAAGAGGAGAACUGCCAGAAUGUGACGCUGAUGAGAUACUCAAAAGCUUGAGAGUGGUGCAACGAGACAGACCAAAGCUAAUUGGAGAGGAUGCAAAUCAGCGAACAGAAAUUGGUCAGAGGGUACAGAGCAAUGACUGGGAACGAGCAAUUGAUAUGUCUAAAUCGAUUACAAAUGUUCUGGAUGAAGAUGAUGAAAAUCUGCAGCGGGCAUUGACAUUAAGCCGCCAACACAUGGAGACAGAAGAUGAAGAAGCAGAUCUACGGAGAGCAAUUCAUCUCAGCAUGCAAGGUUUUAAACAAGGAACAGAAAAUUCUGAAAUGACCUCAUCUUGGAAUGAUGUUGCGCAGUCUUCAAGAACAAAUCAAACUGAAACUCCAACAGCAGAGGAGCUGCGAAGACAUAGACAAGCAUACUUUGAGAGAAAGCAGCAAGUACAAUCACAAGUUUCAGAUCAUCCAGAAGAAAAAAGCUGUUCAACGCUGAAGACAAAUUCAGCUGACAUGACUGAACAAGAGCCGCCUCAAGCAGAUGUGCUGAAGUUGUUAGAAGCUGAUGCCACUGAUGAUUCAAAAGGGGAAGGAAGUUAAUAUGAAAAUGAAUGUACCAGCAAUAACUGUGUUCCCAUUGCUGUUCUGCAUGUACUGCAUUCCACCUGUAUUUCAGCCACAAAGAUAUAUAUGUUAAGAGAGAGAGAAAAAGACUAUGUGCACUCUUUAUGCAAAGAAUGUUUGUGGUUGUCUUAUGGGAUAAUCUGUAGUUAAAAGAAAAUACAAGAUUUCUUGUUUCUGAACUUCAGUUGUAGCACCUUAUCUUCUGAAAAGCCCUCUUCAUGCACAGUCUAAUUAAGCAAAUUACAGAGAAGAAAGUCAAGAUUUCAUACCCAUUUUAAAAAAAAAUGUUUUUGGUAUUUUCUGAUUUACCAAUGAUGGGACCUAAAAAGGCAAGUACUGAAGUGCUUACUUUUUGUAAACAUACUUUAAUCUUCUUAACUACAGCCUAUAUUCAAAUCAGGUUCACUUUAAACUUUGAAUGCAUCCAGAGAGAUGAUAUGCAACAAGUACUUGAGUUUUGUGGCAUUUAUGACGCUUCAAAGUUUGUAGAGCUGUUUUUAUCAUUGAAUUUUGACCUUGUCUUGGUGUUUAAUUGUUCUAACACAAAGUUCCUGUUAUGUUGAAUGUAUAGUGCAGAGCCAUGCAGAAUUUUUUUGAAGUCUUUAGUACUUGAACCUGUUCAUUUCACUUUGAGAAGAUCAUACCAGAGAACAUAAAUGUAUAAAAUGGAGUUCCAAGAAUUAGGGAAACCUGCACUCAAGUAGUGUGCGGUGUGAGGUCAGCUUGAUAUUUUAAAGCAGAUCGUGGGUUCAUGUCAUAAUUUUCAUUGGGAAAUGUAAAAGAGCAAAUGCUAGCUGUAUGUACUUUACUGAUAGUGUGCUGUAAUCCUUAUUGCAUAAUAUAAACACAAAAUUGCUGCGUGUUGAGAAUUUUUUUGUUGCUUACACUACAUAGUAAUGUCUGUUUGAAGUUCGUGUUAGGAUGGACCAAGAUAAAACGAGAUAACCGGUUACAGUCUGUGUCCUUUCUUUGGCAUGCUUUAAAAGUCUUAACCUUCAGAUGAAAGUGGUUAUUUGUCCAUAGCUCUAACAUAGGCCUUCUGAGUAUUACUGUAAUUCCUGCAGCUUAGUAACUAUAGCAUAGGACUGAAGAGUGAGGGUUCCAAGUCUGCACUGGCAGAUUUUAAAGUUUCAUUCAAUAAGUCAAAUAAUAAGUGAGAAUGAAGAAUGUUGGAUAGGGUGAAUAGCCAAAGUCUUUUUUCCGGGGUGGAGGAGUCCAAAACUAGAGGACAUAGGCUUAAGGUGAGAAGGGAAAAAUUUAGAUAGGCUCUGAGGGGUAACUUAUUCAUGCAAAGGAUGGUAAUUGUAUGGAACGAGCUGCCAAAGGAAAUGAUGGAGGCUGGUACAAUUACGGCAUUGAAAAGGCAUUUGGAUGGGUAUAUGAAUAGUAAGGGUUUAGAGGGAUGUGGACUGAAUGCUCGCAAACGGAACUAGGUCAGAUUGGGAUGCCUUUUCAGCAUGGAUGAGUUGGACCAAAGGGUCUUUUCCUGUGCCGUAUGACUGUAUAACUGACCAUAACAUUGCUGUCAUUAAAAAAAAGUCGUCCAUUAAUGUAAUUUUGGGUAAUCAAGCUACCUUCCUCCAGUCCUCGGCGCUUACUACUUUCAAGGCAAGGAGGGUGAGUAAUAAAUGCAGGCUUAUCUUUGCUGCCCAUACCCAAGAACAUAUGUUAACUUGUUAGAUACAUUAUUUUUAAUUUAGUACAAAUUUGAGGAAAAAAUGACAGCACUUUUAUUGUGUGCCUUUAUUUCUCUCUUUGCUCAAACAUUUUGACUUAAGUAUGACAAAAAAAGAUUUUUUUUUGUCCAGUCAUUGUCUUAUACUCAUCAGGACAAUUCACAAGUGUACCCAUUCAAAAGGAAAACUAACAUUUAUGUAGCAGGCAAGGAGAGUGCUGAUGCAUUGGUACUGACUGUAAUUGGUAGAGGCAUUGGCAUAAGGCAUGCUCUUAUUAAUUUUGUGACAGCCAUUCGCUCUACUGUCUUGACCAAUGCCCUGCCCUGAGUCAACCUCCCUAGCUUAAAAAUUAGUAUUCUUGCAAAAUAUCCUGGUGAGUGUAAGAUGAAAAGCUUUAACAAAAUUUUUUGUGAAUUACUCAAGUUUGGUACUACCAAACUAUUUUCACUUAACCUGGAUGACGAUUUCGCAGCUCUUAGCAACCAUUUCACAGUUCUUAACAACCAUUCAGCACCAUAGUUUGAAUGGUAUUCUUCACACACACAUCCAAACAGUGCAUGUUGGCAAGCUAUUCUAACAUGGGGGGAAGGGGUGCUGAGGCAAGGUGACAGUGUGAAAUCAUAGCUGACUGAAAUAUCUGCAUUAAAAGAAACACUCCUUUGAACAGAAAUCUCUGAUUAGGCUCAGGAGGGACCACCUCCUUUUGCUGUCUUCAGUUAUCUAAUUUGGAAACACUGAGACCAAUUUGAUCAGUAAACUCAUCUUAAUUUAGAUGGCAAAAACCAGGAUUGGAAUGUCAAAGCUUCCUCCUUUAUGCUGGAGUGCCAUAUCUUGCAGUACCUUUGACUGUUGGAUCACCAGGAAGAUUAGUACUUUCACUUCACGCAAGAGACAAAUUUGUCAGACAAUUCCGUAAAAUAAUGUCUUGACUAGAUUCAGUCCUUGGACUGAGAAGAGUAAUCUGAUCUCAGUUGGUUUGACAGUGGGCAUAGUCAUUGAUCUCCGAGUACCUAAAGUAUUAGAAGGAAAAAGCAAGCCAAUUCCAGUUUGGUUUCUGACAAAACAGCCUGUUGAUGCCAAAGUGUCUCUGCUUAUGGGAACAAUAGAUUCUUAUGUACGGAAUGAGAAGGUGACUGAUGCCGGUGGGUCCUUACCUCAGUUAUAGUUAAUGCUUUGAAGAGAGGAAAGCAUUGAGUAGAAAAUGAAAACCAGGCCUUGUCUCUGUUUGCAACUCCAUACAUUUUUAACAAUGUUGCCUCCAACCUUUUGCAUAAUUUGAAACUACAAUAGUCUUUGGUAUUUUAUUUUUUAGAAAAAGUUGUGGCAGUGUUUUAAAUAUUUCCUAUAACUGUUGCAACACUCUUAUGUGGUAUUUACUUAAGUAUGAAUUUUAUAUUCCUGUCUUAAAACUUGUCUGCAGAAAUAAUAUCUCAGCUUCUUUAAAAUAGUAAAGAACUUUGUAAGAAAAGAGAGUCACUUACUAUCUUGUUUCACUUUACCAAGGAGGCAGAUGACGUAAAAUAUGAUUAAUUGUGCUUUGCAAUGUUUUUGCGUGUGCACACUGGAGAUAAGAUGUGUUGGUCUCUAAAAUAGUAUCCAUGUCACUGUGUAUCAAAUAAAGUUGCAUUUUUGGAACCGAA